GCUCCUCAGAAUCCGAGUGGGCCUCUGCCGGAAGUGGCAGCCGGCCCCAUGGUCGGGAGGACUACGUUUCCCGGCAGGCGCGGCGGCCUAUAACCGGAAGUGACGUAUUGUCCCCAUGUCCUCUGCGCUGUGGCUUCCUCGCGAUCGCCAUGGCGCCCACGAUCCAAACUCAGGCGCAGCGGGAAGAGCAGCCAGGACACAGGCCUAACUCCCACCGGACGCUUCCUGAGAGAUCCGGCGUGGUUUGCAGAGUCAAGUACUGCAACAGUCUGCCUGACAUCCCCUUCGACCCCAAAUUCAUCACAUACCCGUUUGACCAGAACAGGUUUGUUCAGUACAAAGCCACCUCUCUGGAGAAGCAGCACAAACAUGACUUGCUGACUGAGCCUGACUUAGGGGUCACCAUAGAUUUGAUCAACCCUGAUACAUACCGCAUCGAUCCCAACGUUCUUUUGGACCCGGCGGAUGAAAAAUUGCUGGAAGAGGAGAUCCAAGCGCCAACCAGUUCCAAGAGGUCUCAGCAGCAUGCCAAAGUCGUGCCAUGGAUGAGGAAGACUGAAUACAUCUCCACAGAGUUCAACCGAUACGGAGUCUCCAAUGAGAAGCCAGAGGUUAAGAUCGGUGUUUCAGUCAAACAACAGUUCACAGAGGAGGAGAUCUACAAGGACAGAGACAGCCAGAUUGCAGCCAUUGAAAAGACCUUUGAGGAUGCUCAGAAAUCUAUCUCUCAGCACUAUAGCAAGCCUCGGGUGACUCCGGUGGAGGUCAUGCCUGUCUUCCCUGACUUCAAGAUGUGGAUCAACCCCUGCGCUCAGGUCAUUUUUGAUUCAGAUCCAGCGCCAAAAGACACCAGCGGUGCAGCUGCUCUUGAGAUGAUGUCUCAGGCCAUGAUCAGGGGGAUGAUGGAUGAGGAAGGGAAUCAGUUUGUGGCCUACUUCUUGCCAGUGGACGACACGAUGCGCAAGCGGAAGCGUGACCAAGAGGAGGAGAUGGAUUAUGCCCCUGAGGAUGUAUAUGAGUAUAAGAUCGCCCGGGAAUACAACUGGAAUGUCAAGAACAAGGCCAGCAAGGGAUAUGAGGAGAACUACUUCUUCAUUUUCCGGGAGGGUGACGGUGUCUAUUACAACGAAUUGGAGACAAGGGUGCGUCUCAGUAAACGCCGGGCCAAGGCUGGGGUGCAGUCGGGUACCAACGCUGUGCUGGUGGUGAAGCACAGGGAUAUGAAUGAGAAGGAGCUGGAGGCACAGGAAGCCCGCAAAGCUCAGCUGGAGAACCAUGAGCCGGAAGAGGAGGAAGAGGAGGAGAUGGACUUGGGCAAAGAGCCUCAAGGAUCAGACGAAGAAGAAGAGCCGGAGAAAGGCAGCGAGAGCGAGAAAGAGGCCAGCGAAGCAGAGGAGGAAGAGGAGGGCCGCUCGGCCAGCGAGAGCGAGGCGGAGGUCAGCGAGGCGGAGGGCGCAGUGGCUGAGGAGAGCGAAGAGGAUGAGCGGGCGGCCCGAGACCAGGAGGAGAUCUUUGGCAGCGAUGACGACGAGGACUCUGAGCAGGAGGGCCGGAGGGCUGAGGGAGACGAGGAGGAAGAGGAGAGCGGCAGUGAAGAGGAGGAGGAGGAAGAGGAGGAAGAAGAGGAUGGUGGGGGCAGCAGCCGGCGGCAACAGCGCCAGGGCAGUGGUAGCCCCUUCCUCAGUGGCAGUGAUCGCUCUAACCAUGAAGAUGAGGAGGAGGAAGAAGAAGGCGAGGCCAGCGCUAGUGAGGCCCCGUCAGAGUCCAGUGAAGAAGGCAGCGACAGUGACUGAGCCCAGGGCAAGGACACCUGGGGAGAACUUUUACCUGCCUUAGCAGCUGCAGCUACUGGGUCUGUUGUUCCUUGGGGGUGCAGAAGGUUCAGGAAAACUGGUCACAGAGCGUGAGAAGGAGAUGGCCUCCAACUCUGGCAUGGGACUGUUGAGACCCCUGUUGUACAGAAGGACCUUGGAGGCGGUUGUGUGUUUGAGUCUAUGUGUGUUAAGAGAGAGGUUUAUUUUCUUGUUAUUCCCUCCUUUGUAUAUAAUGCGUUGUGUUGCUUACAAUAAAAGUCCCCGUUUCUUUUGCUCUCUUGA
Molecule: messenger RNA, 2096 nt
Organism: Sceloporus undulatus (fence lizard)
Lineage: Eukaryota; Metazoa; Chordata; Lepidosauria; Squamata; Phrynosomatidae
Gene: PAF1
Product: PAF1 homolog, Paf1/RNA polymerase II complex component
Exons: 14
Coding region: 150-1793 (547 amino acids)
Biological process (GO): transcription elongation by RNA polymerase II
Cellular component (GO): Cdc73/Paf1 complex
Molecular function (GO): RNA polymerase II complex binding; chromatin binding
Source: RefSeq, a predicted model, not a curated record